Uranotaenia lowii is the source of this 1149-nucleotide messenger RNA. RefSeq names its product hemicentin-2-like. NCBI's taxonomy places the organism in Eukaryota, Metazoa, Arthropoda, Insecta, Diptera, Culicidae. The record is from RefSeq and is a predicted model, not a curated record. The coding region runs from base 1 to 1149 and encodes 382 amino acids. The transcript is spliced from 9 exons.
AUGGAGCUUACUGGAAGAUUCCCACAAACUCCACAAAUAAAAUUGGACGCAAAUUACUGUAAAAUAGAUCCGUUGAAAGAAAGAACUGCCUCAAAAGAAGUUCCGGUGCACGUGGAACGAGUUUUGGUGAACGAUACGGCUCAGAUCAAAUGUGAUGUGUCGUCCAAUUUGCCUAACGACCGGAUACUGCUGGUGGUAUGGUACAAGGACAACCUUCCGAUCUAUAGCUACGACACGAGGACAGAAAGCAACAAAGAGACGCCCUCGCAUUGGAGGGACGGCAACAUUCUGGGAGAUCGAGCCAACUUCAAACCGAUGCGGGAUAAAAGUCGAGCAGAACUCGUUAUCAGUCCGGUUCUGAAAAAGGAUGCCGGCGUGUUCCGGUGCCGAGUGGAUUUUUCCCUCUCGCCAACAAAAAACAGCAACGUCAACCUGGAAAUAGUCGUGCCACCGGACGUUCCACGGAUUCACGACUCCAAUGGUUUCGAGCUUCCCCAGCAUGCUGGCCCUUUCGAAGAGGGUGGCAUCCUGGAGCUGAACUGCAUCGUCUCUGGGGGAAUACCCACGCCAAAAAUCACCUGGACCAGCAACGGAAAGGUGCUUCCCAGUACGAUGAUGGAGUAUUCUCACGAGGGUACCCUGAGCAGUAAGCUGGUGGUCCGGAACCUGUCCCGGAACCAUCAGCACAGCGUCUACAGCUGUCAGGCAAGCAACUUCUACAAACGCAACGUGACGGCCAACGUGACGAUUGAGCUGCGGUUGCGACCCCUGGUGGUUGAAAUAAUCAACGGAAGUACGCCUCUUUCGUCCGACCGGCGAUACGCGGUCCAGUGCCAGUCCAGUGGGUCGAGGCCGCCAGCCAAAAUCACCUGGUGGAAGGAGGGUGAGCAGCUGACGGCCACUAAUCAAACGCGCUCCCAAACAACACCGCACACAUUCCGAAAACCAACAAAUCGCAUUUGGAAACAAAACGACAAUGAUGGGGUCAUAAAAGAUGGACAGAUGGACACAUUUAGCCCCCCGGAAACGGAAAUGGGAAUCUGUUCGUUCGUCGUGUACCGGGGCCUAGCACGAACGAUUGCCGAAGGCCGAACAGACCGGGUAGAUCCCUGGAAUCCCAACAACCGGCUGGCUGUUCGUGGCGUGUAA